UGGAGAGGGAGGGGAGAAAGAGAGAGCAGCAGCAGCAGCAGCAGCGGCGGCGGGCAAGCCACCAGCCCUGAAACCUAGAAAUAAAGGCGAACUUAGCUUACAUGCGUAACAAUAAUUCACUGUGGUCCACGGUAGUUCGCAACAUACGUUUUUUCUGGGAACUUGGUUGACAGGAACCGGGACGUUUGUGGGAUGUAUUUUUGACGUGCUGGAGAAAACUCUCAAGAAAAGAAAACAACAACAACACUGGAAGAAAAAAAAAAAAAAAAAAAAGACAGACGAGGGUUACACACAACAGUGACAAUAAAACAACACUCCCCGACAAGUGGUCCGCCUGGUGCCGUGGGUAAAGUCCGAGCAGAUAAAACAGGAAAUAUUGGUGAUUUAACAUUAUUUUUUUUGUUAACGUUACUAUAGUUAGUUUACACGAGAGUAUUUGUUGUGAACUUUUAACUCAGGAAACGAUGAAGACAUAGCGAGGAAGAACUCAUCAAGUGUCUCGGGAGCUGCUUAGCGUUAGCUGGGCUAGUAAGCUAAGUUAGCUUGGCGGCUAACGUUAGCUGGGGCUUAGCUGAACGCGUUUUUUUUUUUUGAGAAACUUUUGUUGUUGUCUCUCCAGAAGCCCAAAACACUGACGGAGUGUUGUAAGAACAGAGGGGAAGGGCAGGUUCCCUUCUGGACUUUUUCCCCUCUACGUAUUUGGUGAAUAUGAUGGCUGCGGAGGUCAGCAGUGAGGAUACGGGCUCGGUCACCGCGGGGACAGGGGUGGCAGGCGGAGGAGGCCCGGAGACGGCCCCUUUCCCCUACUAUCCCAAACCGAGCAGAGUGCGUGUGACCGACUUGGGACAAGGACCGACACCGGCCCUCCGUCAAAAUUCAAACACCUCUCCGGACUCGCUUCCUGACAUGAGUAUGGUCUAUCCCGUGUCUGGCGGGGACGUGACCGGGCCAGUGCUGUCCGCUACAGGGAGUGGCGGAGCAGGAGGUGGACACUCAGCUUUCCAAGGAACAACCUCAGGGACCGUGGGCAGCGUUUGCAGCUCUCCCACUUCGGAGGGUCCAGUAAGUCGGAUUUCACCCACAUCAACAGGCCCGGAUGGACCCACUGCCUUCCCCCCACUGCCUCCACCACCUCCUCCCCCACCAGGCUGUGGGGGGCUCAGUGGCACUGUGGAUGAGAGCGACUUGCAGGAUGGACCGGAAUACGAAGAAGAAGAGGUGGUAUUCCCCCUCUCUGCACCUCCUACGAACCAGUGGUACCAUGGCAAGCUAGACCGAACCAUUGCUGAGGAGCGGCUCCGCCAGGCCCGGACCCCUGGCAGCUACCUCAUCAGGGAGAGUGACCGCCGGCCCGGUUCCUUUGUCCUGUCUUUCCUCAGUUUGACCAACGUGGUCAACCAUUUCAGGAUAAUCGCCAUGUGCGGGGACUAUUACAUCGGUGGCAGGCGGUUUUCUUCUCUAUCAGAUCUGAUUGGUUACUACAGCUACGUGUCAUGUCUGCUAAAAGGAGAGAAACUGCUAUCACCAGUGGCGCCCCCAGAGCCUGUAGAAGACAGGAGGAGAGUCAGGGCCAUACUUCCAUACACCAAAGUGCCAGAUACUGAUGAGAUCAGCUUCCUGAAAGGGGACAUGUUUAUUGUUCACAAUGAACUGGAUGAUGGCUGGAUGUGGGUGACUAACGUUCGCACAGAGGAACAGGGCCUCAUUGUAGAGGAUCUGGUCGAGGAGGUGGGACGGGAGGAGGAUCCACACGAGGGAAAAGUCUGGUAUCACGGAAAGAUCACCAAACAAGAGGCCUAUAACCUGCUGAUGACAGGUACUGCUGAGCCUGCACCAAAACCUUCCUCUCCCACUCCCCCCUCUCGCCUCACAGUCGGCCAGGUGUGCAGUUUUCUAGUGCGACCAUCAGACAACACACCUGGGGACUACUCCCUCUUUUUUCGUACCAAUGAAAACAUCCAAAGGUUUAAGAUCUCCCCUACACCCAACAAUCAGUACAUGAUGGGGGGGAGGUACUACAAUAGCGUUGAUGACAUCAUCGACCAUUACAAGAAAGAACAGAUUGUCGAGGGCUACAACUUGAAAGAUCCAGUUUCAGUGCAGCACCAGGAACAAGUUCUUGCUGACACAGUGGAUGGGAGAGAAAUUUAUAACACUAUCAGACGGAAAACAAAAGACGCUUUCUACAAAAACAUUGUCAAGAAAGGCUACCUCAUGUUCAACAAAGGCAAAGGCAAAAGAUGGAAGAACCUUUAUUUCAUCCUGGAGGGAAACGAUGCUCAGCUCAUCUACUUUGAGAGCGAGAAGAGAGCCACCAAACCCAAAGGGCUGAUAGACCUUAGCGUGUGCUCUGUGUACGGUGUGCAUGACAGUCUGUUUGGCAGGCCAAACUGUUUCCAGAUUGUUGUCCAGCAUUUUAGCGAGGAACAGUACAUAUUUUACUUUGCCGGGGAGGCUCCAGAGCAGGCACAGGAUUGGAUGAAAUGCCUUCAAACCUUCUGCAGUAACUUAAGAAAAACCACUCAGCCAACCACCAACAAGAGACUCAGACAGGUGAGCAGCCUUGUGCUGUAUGUGGAGGAAGCCCACAAGCUGCCAGUGAAAUAUUUCAACAGCCCCUACUGUAACAUCUACCUGAAUAGCGUCCAGGUGGCUAAGACGCACCCAAGGGAGGGGCAGAACCCUGUUUUCACUGAGGAGUUCAUCUUUGAUGACUUGUCGAGUGAAAUCAACAGAUUUGAAAUCAGCCUGAGCAACAAAACAAAAAAGAGCAAAGAAAGUGACAUCUUGUUCAUGCGCUGCCAGUUAAACCGUCUGGUGAAGGGCCAGAUGAUUGAUGAGUGGUUCCCUCUCAGCUCACAUGUGCCUCUGAAGGGCAUCGAGCCGGGCUCCUUGCGGGUACGCGCCAGGUACUCCAUGGAGAAGAUCAUGCCCGAAGAGGAGUACAGCGAAUUCAAAGAGAUGAUUUUGCAGAAAGAGUUCCAUGUCAUCUACGCUCUGGCCCACGUGUGCGGUCAGGACCGCACCUUGUUGGCAAGCCUCCUCCUGCGGAUCUUCAGACACGAGAAGGCUGAGGCUCCUCUACUCAGGACUCUCAACGACAGAGAGAUUAACAUGGAGGAUGAGGCCACAACGUUGUUCAGAGCGACCACGCUGGCCAGCACACUGAUGGAGCAGUACAUGAAAGCCACAGCCACACCUUUCGUUCACCAUGCUCUCAAAGAAUCCAUCCUGAAGAUCAUGGAGAGCAAACAGUCCUGUGAGCUGAAUCCUUCUAAACUGGAAAAGAAUGAGGACGUGAACUUGAACCUGGCUCAUCUCCUCAACAUCCUGUCUGAGCUGGUGGAGAAGAUCUUCAUGGCUGCUGAGAUCCUGCCCCCGACAUUGAGGUUCAUCUACGGCUGUCUGCAAAAGUCUGUGCAGCAGAAAUGGCCCACCAACACCACCAUGCGCACGAGGGUUGUAAGCGGCUUUGUCUUUCUAAGACUGAUCUGUCCAGCAAUCCUCAACCCAAGAAUGUUCAACAUCAUAGCUGACCCUCCAUCCUCAGCAGCAGGCAGGACCCUCACACUGGUGGCUAAGUCUGUCCAGAACCUGGCCAACCUGGUUGAAUUUGGUGCAAAGGAACCCUACAUGGAGGGUGUGAACCCUUUCAUCAAAAACAACAAACACAGGAUGAUCAUGUUUCUGGAUGAAUUAGGGAACGUCCCUGACCUCCCUGAAGCCACAGAGCACUUUAGGACAGAUCUGUCCCGCGACCUGGCUGCGCUGCACGAGCUCUGCGGCACGCACUCAGACGAGCUCCGGACGCUGAGCAACGAGAGGGGAGCACAGCAGCAUGUGUUGAAAAAGCUGCUGGCCAUCACAGAGCUCCUCCAGCAGAAGCAGGCUCAGUACGCCAUGUCCAACAGCAACAGGUAGUACUGCACUCCUCCUCCUACUUCCAUCAUCCCAUCAUCCGUCAAGUCUCCUCCACCGGAGUGCAGCACAGGGGAGACCUAGCAUGCUCUACCCUCAUCACCAUGGCAACCCCUCCACUGCCACCACCCUCCAUUAUGUCCUCCUCCGAUAGUCCCGCCCAUCCCCAUCCACCUGCCAUCUUGUCCCGUUCACCACAAGCGAGCUAUGCAACAACAGCAGACGAGUGAAACAGCCGACGCAGUACUUACAAAGAAAAAAAAAAAACUUUUACCAGUGACUGACAGCUGUAUUUACAGAAACAGAUUUUUUUUUUUUCCCCUCACAAACUCUUCAGACUUUGGGUACAUUUCAUUCCCUUUGUCACGAGGGCCAUAUACAAAGAUUUUAAGAGGUGUCUUUGUACCCGAGGUGUGUUUUGACAGCACAGGUUGCCAAAGUGUAUCCCCCACUUCCUGCUCAAUAUGAGGAAACUGACAUGGAGAAGCUAGUUCUCAGUCCUCCUUUUCUUGUAACUGGAUUAUGAGCAAUUAUGCUUUUUAUACUGUAAUUGACUGAUUUAUUUUAAGGUUGUGACAAUAUCCGCAAAGAGCUGAAAGGAGCAUUUCUAUCUAUUUUGUUCUUUUGUUUUUCCUUUGUUUUCUAGAUUGGAACAAAGUCUUUCAGAAAAGUAUGGUUAUUUUAUAUUAAGAAUAAAUUCUCUUGCUGGAAUCAUGAGUAUAUAAAUGAGACAAACUGAAUUUUUUUUCUCUCAGAUGUAUCAGCUAUUUUGAUUAUUUGGUAAGUUCUUUUGAAACCUCUCAAUGCCAGGCAAGACACAUAAUCAGAGAAACCAAGUAAAAAAAAAACUAAGUGUUUACAGCAGAAAUCUUUUUAAUAGUACAGACUGUAUCGGACAUGCAUGCACUUAUUAAACAGUUUUUUUUUUUAAAGUA
This is a messenger RNA of Labrus bergylta (ballan wrasse), 4853 nucleotides long. RefSeq names its product RAS p21 protein activator (GTPase activating protein) 1a (gene rasa1a). Gene Ontology annotation, molecular function: protein binding. NCBI's taxonomy places the organism in Eukaryota, Metazoa, Chordata, Actinopteri, Labriformes, Labridae. Gene Ontology annotation, biological process: regulation of GTPase activity. The record is from RefSeq and is a predicted model, not a curated record.